UAUGUUUUCAGGAAGGGAUGCUUGGGAAGGUUAUUGCACAGAGGAGAUGUCGUCGAAAGAAGAGGAAUUCGCUGGUUUCGCUCACUGAAACGCAUGAGAAUAAGAAACCCAUGGAGAAAGAAAUACAGUCACAAAAUGUCAUCGAUGCAAAUACAACUGCUGGUGUACAGACUCGGAGAAAUAGCCCAAGGAAAGCUGUGCAAGAUGUCUCGAACCAUAAAAUCACGGACUUCUUUCCUGUUCGCCGAAGUUCCCGAAAAACAGGCAAACAGUUGGAGGAAGAAGAGAAAUAUGCUUUGCGUGAUGCCAUACACAAUUUGACCAAUGAGCCGCUCCUUGAAGUCUAUAUAGACGAAAAGAAAGGACGUGGCAUUCGAGCUGCCAAAUCAUUUAUGAAAAACGAAUUUGUUAUUGAGUACAAAGGAGAUAUGAUGGACUACAACUCAGCAAAGCUUCGCGAAGAAGAAUAUGCAAAAGAUCCCACUAUUGGUUCUUACAUGUACUUCUUCAAGUACAAAAGUAAAAGAUGGUGUGUGGACGCAACGAAAGAGUCAGUUUAUAAGGGGCGACUCAUCAACCACAGUGCGCUCCGUCCUAAUCUGCGCACGAAAGUUGUGGAUUUUGAUGGUGAACUCCAUCUCAUCCUUGUUGCAAAACGGGAUAUUGAUGAAGCCGAGGAGCUUCUCUAUGAUUACGGUGACCGAACACCGGAGACUGUCGCUCGCAAUCCAUGGCUGGUGAAUUCUUAGUUUAUUUCGUUAAAUUAUUGACCGUGACGAUCUUCCACAUGUUAAUAUAAUUAAGUUUGAUGCUUCUUGACCGCAAUACUGAUAUCACUCUUAUGGCUGUAUUGUUUAUUGUUUUGCUAGGUGUCUUGUUAUACUAGAAGGGUUUUUAUGUAUUGAUAAGGAGCAAAUUCCGUCUUUCGCUCAGUUGAUCAACUUAGCUACUUUGCGUGAGCCUGAGCCGCUCAAAUCAUGAUCAUCUAGGAUUAACAAUAAGGUAACCUUACAGUACUUGUUGCACAAACGUGUAUCUCAAAAUAUCGUAUAGAAACCUUUCCUUUCCUUUUUGUUAUUACAAAGUGACUGGUUGAUUGUUUUUCACUGUGUGUUUCAGCCUCUUUCAUUUUGAAAGGCAUGCAAGCAUAUGCUUUCUUCUCUGUGGACCUACGUAGAUCUCCUAUCGCCACUUUAAUCAUGUGUACUUUUUCUACUUUCAAGUUUCAGUCUUUGUUUUAUGCAUUAUUGUUCGCUUGUCAAAUUGUGUAUCAAUACUGGAUCUUUAGAAAUAUUUCUCAGUGAGUCGGCUCAGCUGUACAUUUGUAUAUUGCUUAUUAUGCUUCAUUUCUGGAUAAACUGUGUGUGU
Cylicocyclus nassatus is the source of this 1368-nucleotide messenger RNA. The record is from the annotation of a GenBank genome assembly. NCBI's taxonomy places the organism in Eukaryota, Metazoa, Nematoda, Chromadorea, Rhabditida, Strongylidae.